Molecule: messenger RNA, 2180 nt
Organism: Haliotis rubra (blacklip abalone)
Lineage: Eukaryota; Metazoa; Mollusca; Gastropoda; Lepetellida; Haliotidae
Exons: 6
Coding region: 126-1370 (414 amino acids)
Molecular function (GO): protein binding
Source: RefSeq, a predicted model, not a curated record
CCGCGUAAUCACGUGACCAUACCGCACAGCCGUGUCGCUGUGGCUGUGACUUCAACUCAUAAAGUUUUGCCGGAGAGACGCAAGGUUUAAAAGAAGGACAGGUGAAACCCACUGGUGUUCGCGAUAUGGAUUUACGGUUGAUACUAUUUGUAAUCAGCAUAGGGAACAGCAUUGACCCAGCAGGUGCAGGGACACCCGUGAAGUACAUGAUCAACUCGUGCAAGUCCGGUGUUCCCAUCUAUGUGAAUACAAGUCUGAUACUGGAGCUGACGCGUGAGUUUGCAGAAGACCGUUCACUUACCGGGUUCAGACACUGCGCUGUUGAUGUGGAAACGACUCCAUCACAGCGACUCUUCCUCCACUACGAGGCUAUCAGCAUCUCUGCCGAUGCGGGAACCAAAGACAGAUUACACGUCUAUGAUUACAAUGAUGACGGUAAGCGAGUGCGUGUGACCCCACCCAGUGGUAUAUAUGGAGUACUGGAACAUCCAUACUAUAAUUCUAACACGGCUCGAGUUCCUGUCCGGGACUACAAGUCUUCCAGCAACAAGAUCCGUGUUGACUAUUUCGGGAAGCCCACAGUGAUGUACCAAGGGUUCCGUCUGCUCCUCACAGUAUAUACACCCACACAGCGUCAUGGCGGGUGUCAGCAUGGCCUUCUUACAUGCGUGACAGAGCAUAUGUGCAUAUCCCCGAGACUUCACUGUGACGGGCUCGCCAACUGCGGCAGCCGGGACGGCUCGGAUGAACACCAUUGUCACGCCAGAGCCGAGGCAACUACCGAUCUUCUGGACUCUUAUUCCGUAGUGCACGCGGUUGUUGCAGCAAUCGUGUCGUGUGCCGUGUUCCUCCUCGUGGUCACCGCCGCGAUGUGCUGGGUGAAGAAACAUAACCACAAGCAUGAGUUCAAACCCAAGUCCUGUGUCCGCUGGGCGAGUAAUGGCACGGUGCGCACUUCCAUGACGCGACUGUACGCUCCCCCGUCGUAUGAGAGUGUCGUGGUCGACACAGAAGAUAACCUAGGUCCCCCUCCAGAUUACAGUGUCGUUGCAGCAUCCGGCGUCUCCCACGUCGCUGAGGAUAACCACAAGUCCCAAAACGACCUUAAACCAUCGUAUUCUUCCGUUGAAGUCGCUAUACUGCACCAGCAACCCAGGGAAUUGUCCAUGGAACUCAGCACCAAUGAGGACCACGCCUGCUCGCUGUCCACUGAAAGUAGUGAUACAGACCCUGGUGAUUCAGGGUCGAAAGAGACUUUGGAGGAUACAUCGGAUUAUGUGUCACGUAACUCGUUGCCUUAUGCUGAUAGCCUACACAAAAUGGCUGGGAGUAUUUCAGAGAAAGGUGAUGUUACAUUGGUGACCCUAUAGCAUAUCCUAGCGGUAGUUUUUCACCCAGCCAAAUCCAAUCUUCCAUUGUAUCGACAGCACUGACUGCUGUGUAUUAACUGUGUAUGUGUUCUAUUUUGUACCUAAUCUUGAAACUAUAUUAUUUCACUUUUACAUCAACCGAUAUUGGUGAAAUUGGCCACUAGGGUUCGCCAACAGAGGAUCACUUCACACACCCAUCAUAAUGUUACCAAUGCCGAGCAGUUGCGUGAAGAUUCGAGCCCAGUCACAUCUGUGACUGUUAAGGAAGUCAAAUCCACAUUCCACUGAAUGACCUUCGGGAUGGGUUCACUUCCGGUAAUCUUGAAAACAAUUGAUGAUUUGGACUGAUUCUUAACACAGUGCAAGUAUGUACAUUGGGUUAUGUUUGUCCUUGCUAUUGAUGGAAUGAACUUGUCAAUCCUGUAGAAGUCACUAUACUACCAUUCAGGCUACUGGGAUGGCCAUAUCAUAUGCAUGAUGUAAUGUCGACAUUUCCAUGUGUCCUUUUCACCCUCUCUCUUCAAUACGUCAUAACUACAUAUUCUGAAUGAAUAAUAACAGUACUAUGUGUAUGUAAAGACAACAUGUUGGCCUCUGACAUCAGAGAUGGGAAUAUAUUGAAUUCAAUCGGUCCAGCAGUCCUGUGAGGGCCGGACUGCUGAAUAAAAUACACUGACAGUUUCACAAUCGUCAUACUUUCCUUUGUAUCGUCCUUAUUCACAAAUACCCGGUUCACCGGGGACAAAUGUAUGCCUCUGUGUGACUGAUUUGUAUCCAGAACGUCUGGUAAUAUAUCAUUUUCAACAUUCA